Molecule: messenger RNA, 672 nt
Organism: Rotaria sp. Silwood1
Lineage: Eukaryota; Metazoa; Rotifera; Eurotatoria; Philodinida; Philodinidae
Source: the annotation of a GenBank genome assembly
AUGUUUUCAUCGAAUAAUCUUCUGUCUCAAGCUAAACAACGUGGCUCUGAAUUCGUCGUCAAAGUAAAUCAUCGUAUGUUAAUCGAUAAAAUACUCGCUCGAUAUUCAUCAGAUUUUGUUGUUUGUCGAGAGCUUAUUCAAAAUGCAGAUGAUGCUAAAGCAACAUCAUUUUCAUUCGAACUAACAUGCGAAUCGAAUGAUUCAAGGAAAACAACGUUUGAUAACAACAUUAUUACUGAAAUUCGUGCAGUUAAUAACGGAACGAUCUUUACGGAAACCGAUUGGCAACGAGUAGCAUCAAUUGCAGAGGGCAAUACUAAUAUUGAAUCAGUGGGACAAUUUGGUGUUGGAUUUUUUUCCGUCUUUUCAUUUUCAGAAGAGCCAAUCAUUGUAUCAGGUAAACAAUGUAUGGCAUUUACUUGGCGAGAUGAUGAAUCAUUGACAACAUAUCGUUAUGAAUUAGAUAGCACGCAACAAUCUAAUUUGACUUCUAUUAUUCUAAAAAUGCGAAGUAAAUAUGUUCUUAAUGCUGAAAAAGCAUUGACCGAUAGAGACGAUGAACUCUAUUCUGAACCGGCAACUAAUGGAAAGAUGACAAGUGCAGCUAAAAUCGGAGUCAUCCCAACGAUCAAUUUAUCUCAGAUAAAAGCUUAUUUCACUAAAGGUAAAUAA